Messenger RNA from Tetranychus urticae (two-spotted spider mite), 736 nucleotides. RefSeq lists its product as uncharacterized. NCBI's taxonomy places the organism in Eukaryota, Metazoa, Arthropoda, Arachnida, Trombidiformes, Tetranychidae. The record is from RefSeq and is a predicted model, not a curated record.
GUCUCAUCAAUUUCAAAGUUAGUGAAAGCUUUCCUUGCAUUGAAAGAAGAAGCUCAAAAAAUCUUCAAAUCUUAUCUUGUUCUCCAUUCCAAGUUUACCAUCAAAAUGAGUUCAUCAUUUUCCAGCCUUCUAGUUGCUCUUAAUUCAUUGGUGAUAAGUUUAAUGGUUAUUGUAAUAGUGAUUAAUGUAAAUCCAGUCGAGUCUCGAAUCGAUUCCAAGAGUAAAGAAAUUGAUCCCAGAAUUUUGGAGGAAAAAUUUCAAUCUGAUUCAUCAUCCGACAUUCAACCUGCCUCGGAUGCUCUUCAGCAUUUCCUCAAGGAAUUGGAUAGAUAUGUUGCCAUUGCAGGACGACCAAGAUUUGGACGAAGUGCUUAUAAAAUGCCGAAAACGCCAAUUGCUGAUUAUUUUACUCGGAAAAGUGUAAACGAAUUCAGAUUUCCUGGAUUUUACCAAUUGGAUGUGUAACUCUUUGGAUUUUGUUUUUGGUUUUCCUUAUUUCAUCCUGGAAAUGGAAAGUUGAAGAAUGAAAAAUGUAAAAAGAAAAUGUGAAAAUUUUAAGUUUCAUUAAAAUUCAUUUGUUCCUCUGAACUCAUUUUGUAUGUUUCUUUAUUCAUAUUCGGACCAAUUUAGUUGGAAAGCUAAAUAUGAGUUUUUGCCCUUUUUGCUUGCUUUCUUUCCACUGUUCAUGAAUGUUCAUGAAAUAUUCAAUCACUUUAGACUGUUGAAAUGUUAUUGA